AUGGCCGCCUCUCAGCGUCGUGCCAUGGUAGCCGACGGCUACGAGUCGCCCACUGAAGAUAACCAGCCAUCCUUCUUCUAUGGCUCGACUCCCACGGCAUCUGGGACUAACACGCCAGCCAGGAUGUCAUUCUCGGCUCCAAACCUUACGCGUGCGGCCUUCCUUGCUCAGGGUUCUCGGCGUUCACAUGUUGGUCUCCAUCCUGCAGGUCGAGAUAUAAACCACGACGGAACCCCAGUUUCACAUACCCCUCCAAAUCUUGAUACCGUCAUACUAGACAAGGAGAAUCAAGCUUUGCCUCGCCGAGUCGGCCUGCGGGACCGCAUUGCCUGCUAUCAAUGGACUUUCUUCACCAUGACAAUGGCUACCGGAGGAGUAGCUAGUGUACUUCAUGGAUUGGUUUACAGGCCGGAAUGGGUAACUGGGUUUGGCAUCUUCUUCUGCCUGCUCAACAUUGUGUUUUUCCUUGCCAACUGUGUCUUUCUCUCUAUGCGGUUUUAUCUGCGGCCUGGAAGCCUUACCAAGUCCUUUACUGAUCAAGUUGAAUCGUUAUUCAUCCCUGCUUUUUUCGUCUCUAUUGCAGUCAUUCUUACCAACGUCUGCCAAUAUGGCGUUCCACAUUGCGGUGUCUGGCUCAUUAAAACACUGCAAGUCCUAUUCUGGAUAUACACUGGGCUGAGCGCCAUUGCCAGUGCUGGACUGUAUCUCAUCCUUUGGUCAACACUGUACGAAAUAUUUCCGAUCCACAUGAUGACUCCUACUUGGGUAUUUCCCGCAUAUCCUCUCCUGCUCACGGCACCGUUUGCCAGCAAUCUCAUCUCAGCAGCUUCUGACGCAGGUCAUAUUGACGUGCUAUAUGCUCCCGCUAUUGCUUUCUCGGCAGUUUCCACCCAAGGCACGGGCUGCUUAAUUUCUCUCAUGAUAUCUGCCGCCUUCAUCUAUCGAUUGAUGACCCAGAAACUGCCUCGGGACUUUCAGCGACCUGGUGUCUUCAUUUCUAUUGGACCUUAUGCUUUCACCGCGGGAUCAAUUGCACAGCUUGGUAGUGAAGCCAAUGUUAUCCUUCCAUCGAAUUUCCUUGGCACAGAACAUAGCGUCGAAAUUGUGAAAAUCAUGGCUCUGCUCGUUGCCCUUUGGUUCUGGGGCCUUUCCAUGUGGUUUUUCCUGGUAUCUGUCGGAUCACUUUGGAAGUACCUGCGGGCGCGGAAGGGUAUGCCAUUCCAAAUGACCUGGUGGUCAUUUGUAUUUCCAAACACGGCUCUUGUAAGCUUCACUGACUUCCUUGUCGUUCUCCGUGUGCUCAUCUCACACACUUUCUCUGACUCACACUUUUGA
Molecule: messenger RNA, 1335 nt
Organism: Trichoderma gamsii
Lineage: Eukaryota; Fungi; Ascomycota; Sordariomycetes; Hypocreales; Hypocreaceae
Exons: 8
Coding region: 1-1335 (444 amino acids)
Biological process (GO): malate transmembrane transport
Cellular component (GO): membrane
Molecular function (GO): malate transmembrane transporter activity
Source: RefSeq, a predicted model, not a curated record